This is a messenger RNA of Thyridium curvatum, 3447 nucleotides long. RefSeq lists its product as uncharacterized. The record is from RefSeq and is a predicted model, not a curated record. The coding region runs from base 1 to 3447 and encodes 1148 amino acids. Lineage: Eukaryota; Fungi; Ascomycota; Sordariomycetes; Thyridiales; Thyridiaceae. Gene Ontology annotation, molecular function: transmembrane transporter activity. Gene Ontology annotation, biological process: transmembrane transport. The transcript is spliced from 5 exons.
AUGAAAUCAGCCCUCGGACAGGCAUGGCGUUUCCUGUCGGGAGCCAGAGAUGACUCCCCGAACUCGAAACCGCCGCUCUUUCUCGCCUUCCGAUCCUCCAGCAACUUCAUCCUGGCCACUGUCUGUCUGGCCAUCUUCACGGACAUCUUCCUGUACGGCCUCAUCGUCCCCGUCCUACCCUACUCCCUCAGCGUUCAGGCUGGCGUCGCGGAGAAGGAUGUGCAGACGUGGAACGCUAUACUUCUUGGUAUAUAUAACGGUGCCCUCUGCCUAGGGAGUCCCAUUGCCGGUUUCUACGCCGAUCACACGAGCUCCAGGAGAUGGCCACUUCUUCUUGGCUUGCUUGCCCUGGCGGGUUCGACACUUUUGUUAUGUCUGGGCAAGACGGUCGCCCUGUUAGUCAUAGGGAGGUUGCUCCAGGGCCUCAGUGCCGCUAUUGUCUGGAGUGUUGGGCUGGCACUGCUUGCCGACACCAUGGGCGAUAAGAUUGGCGUGAGUGUGGGUUAUGUGAGCAUCUCGUUGUCUCUGGGACUAUUCGUGUCUCCAUUGUUGGGUGGUGCAAUCUACGGCGGCGCUGGCUACUAUGCUGUGUACUACAUAGCAUUUGCCUUCAUCUUCCUCGACAUCGUGCUUCGGCUCCUGAUGAUCGAGAAGAAGAUCGCCCGGCAAUGGAUCCAGGAGGACAAGAAUACAAAUCCUGCAUCUUCGCCGAAACCAGGAGAUGCAGACUGCGAAGCAGGGAUGUCGCACUCGGAGAAAGGCACUUUGGAAAUCCCACAAGACCAGAAUAGCACUUUAAAACCUGCACUUACAAACGAAUUCGGACAAGAGCGGCCAAGCAGUCCGACAACCAGCCCUCUUCCACCUAUCGGAGAAUCAUCUCCCGGCCCUGGGCAACCAGAAGGUGUCAAGAAAGUGCACCCUCACCUCACGCUCCUCAAAUCCAUGCGGAUGCUAGCUGCACUUUGUGGCUGCGUCAUCAUCGCUGGCAUCAUGUUCGCCUUCGACACAGUCAUCCCGCUCUUUGUCAAGGAGACCUUCCACUGGUCCUCCACCGCCGCAGGCCUCAUCUUCUUCUGCAUCUUCAUACCCGGUUUCGCGUCCCCGCUCGUGGGCAUGCUGUCCGACCGCGUCGGCGCCCGCCCCCCAGCCCUGGCGGGCUUCCUGCUGACCCUCCCCCUGCUCGUCUGCCUGCGCUUCGUGACGGACGACUCGACGGGCCACAAGGUCCUCCUGUGCGCGCUGCUGGUCCUGCUCGGCGCCAGCACCACCUUCUGCAACGUGCCCCUCAUGGCCGAGAUCACCUACUCGAUCGAGGCCAAGGCGGCGCGCAACCCGGGGAUCUGGGGCGACAAGGGCGUCUACGGCAUCGGCUACGGCCUGUACACGACGUCGUUCGCGCUGGGCGGCACGAUCGGCAGCUUCAUGGCCGGCUACGUCAACGCGGGCAGGGGGUGGUCCACCAUGACGUGGAGCCUGGCGGUGUGGUGCGCGGGCGGCGUGGUCGUGUCGUUCUGGGUGGGCGGCGCCGGCCGGGCUAGUAAGCCUCGCGCCAGCAGGAGCAGCAGGAGCGACGACGCCGGCGGGAAUAAAGACCGGGGUGUCGUCGCUGGCGAUGGCGCUGGCGACGAUCACCGUUUUCCCCCUUUCCCGCCCUUCCCUUCCUCGCUUUUCUCAUCGGACCACACGCACAUACACUCCUUUCUCGCUGUGCGUCUCGCUCAUACACAGAAAGUUGCCCUCCGGAUCUGGAAACUUGCCCUGGAUCUCGUCCUUUGCUCCCUAGAUCUCAAUCUCAAUCCUCCCCACGCCGCGACUAACACAAGACAGCAUCGCCUCGCCCUUGUCCUCCUCGGCCAGCGCCGUGCCGCGGUGCUCCACCGUCCCGCGCCGGACCGCGACCCUGCACGUCCCGCAGUUGCCCACCUCGCACGACGACGCGACGACGUCGUCGUCCCCAAACGCCCGCCGCAGGCCCUCGAGCAGCGUCUCCUCCGCGCCGACCCUCAGCACCCGGCCGCCGCGGUUCGCAACCACGGCCUCGAACGGGUCGCCCGACGCGGCGUCCGCCUCGAAGGCCUCGAAGUGCACCUCGUCGGCGCCCAGGCCGGCCUCCCGCGUCGCGGCCAGCGCCUCGUCCAUCAUGCGCCGCGGGCCGCAGAAGCUGACGUGCGCGUUCCACGGCAGCGACCUGACGACGGCGCCGACGUCGAGCCGCUGGCCCCGCGACCCGUCGUAGAUGACCACCUUGCCGCCGGCGUAGCCCUCGGCCAGUGCGUCGAGCCGCGCGCGGAAGGGCACGUCGCCGGCCGAGCGCACCGCGUAGUGCAGCGCGAAGGCGUGGUUGCACCGCCGCAGCCGCCUCAGCACCGCCAGGAAGGCCGUGAUGCCGACCCCGCCGGCCACGAAGACGUGCGCGCUCGCGUGCGCCGCCGCGGGCACCGCGCUCGUGAAGCGCCCGACCUGGAUGACGGUGCCCUCGCGCACGUCCGGCCCGUGCAGGUACCUGGACCCGCCCCUGCUCCUCUUCUUCCCGCUGUCGCGGUCGUCGUCGGCGAGCGCGACGCCCAGCUGGAACCGCCGGAUCUUGACGUGCGCCCCGGGCUCCAGCGCCUCGGCCUCCGGGUCCGGCUCCACGGCCUCGAGCGUGAAGGAGGUGAUCCGCGGCGUCUGGCGCUCCUUCUCGACGACCCGGAAGUCGAGCCACUUCUCCUCCCUGUCCCGGGCGGCCCUCCGCUCCUUGGCCCUCUGCCGGGCUAUCCUGCCCGCGAACUGCUUCUUGCACUCCGCCCCGAACUCCUCGAUGGCCGCCAGCUCCUCGAUCAUGUCCAGCCGGUCCGGGCUCCGGUGGAGGUACUCCUGGAUCCGCUCGAUCGUCCACUCCGGGUGCGCCCGCCGCCGCAGCCUGACCUCGUCCCCGGCCCUGAUGCUCCCGCCCUCGAGGACGCGGUAGUACCACCCCGUGCGGCUCGUCUUCCAAGUGUUGGGCGCAAAGUUCCGGAGCUCGAACCGGUGGUUGAGCUUGAAGCACGGCUGCCGCGGCAGGCUGACCUGCAGGACCACCUCGGGGCCGACCGAGACGACGUCCCCGAUGCACACGUUCCUCUCGUUCAUCCGCGGGAGGACAAGGUUCUCCCCGAAGCCGCCCGGCACGAAGCGCUCUGCCGCGGACGGGUACUCUUUGCUCCAGGAUUUGUAGUGCUCCGCGCAGUCUGCGGAGUUAGCCUUGUCAACGCCGCCAUGGAACGUGGGAUCGUGCUCGUCGCCAACGAUCCCCAACGUGUUGACCUGGACGGGCCCGUCACAGAUGGUCUUAUCAAUGCCGGAUUCCACAUUGACCCCCUUGAACUUUGUCAUCUUCCCCGUGCGGACCUCGAGGACCGUGUCCACGGUGACGGGGGCGAAAAGGUCGACUUCUGGAUCCAGAGCCAUGGUGCGGAAUUAUGA